Molecule: messenger RNA, 753 nt
Organism: Hypoxylon fragiforme
Lineage: Eukaryota; Fungi; Ascomycota; Sordariomycetes; Xylariales; Hypoxylaceae
Exons: 3
Coding region: 1-753 (250 amino acids)
Source: RefSeq, a predicted model, not a curated record
AUGCCACACAUAGACCAAAAACUCUUCCAAGCCUUCCUCCGUCGCCAAUCCCGACGUGACCAUCCCUACCGACGAGGCAGGAAGCCUCGAUCCCCAUCCGCUUCUCCCACCAUCACCGUCGACGGCCAACAAACCGACUCCAACAGCAGCACUUCCCCAGGCUCUGAUGAAAGCCACAACCAACCACCGUACGGGUACCAAGCCUCGCAUAUUCAUGUGCUCGAGCGACAGGCGCAAGCCCUGGAAUGCAUCGCCGAGAUCCUCCAUCACAAAAUGACUUUCGAUGGAUACCCUCCUCUUCCUGCACCGCCAUCUCCUCCCCCUCCCCAACCCCAACCCCAGCUCCAGCUCCAGCUCCAGCCCCUAAAGAUGAAUGGGAAUGAGAAUGAGAAUGGGAGUUGGGUAUGGCAAAGCAAAGGGAAAGAGGCAGGCAAAGAGAAAGAGAAGGACAAGGACAAGGAGAGUGUGAAGGGGAAAGAGCCAAGGAAGAAAACGGGAAAAGCAAAAGCAAAAGACCCCAAGCCCAAGCGCAUAAUCAAGCAAGAACCCCACGACUCCAACAUCGACGUACCCGCGGCGAUCGCCCUAGGCUACGAAACGAAACGAAACGAAACGACGGGGACUGGGGACACUGGCCAUCAAGGUCGUGGGGUCGUCGAUGCUUAUAUUGACCGCAACAAGCUUCGUCCGACGAAUGAGCAUCCAUCCAUUCCCCUUUUUUUCGCAUCUGGCAUCUGCGUUUGUUUAGAUUAG